AUGAGCACGAACGGCGCCAACACGAACGUCGCCCUCGGACGAAAGCUGAUCCAAGAGCUGCAGGAGAUGGGUGCACAAGUCCCAGACGAGCUGCUAAAGAUUGCGUCCAACAUCUCGGACGCACGACGAGACAAAUCGCAACAGCGCCUCAAGGCGAACGAGGCCCUGCUGAAAGACCAGAGCGACAUGUUCGACCAAAUUGCCCACACGUACAAAAAGUUGGCGCAGGACGACUCGUGGAUCAAAAAGUAA
Aphanomyces invadans is the source of this 252-nucleotide messenger RNA. RefSeq lists its product as hypothetical. The coding region runs from base 1 to 252 and encodes 83 amino acids. The transcript has 2 exons. The record is from RefSeq and is a predicted model, not a curated record. NCBI's taxonomy places the organism in Eukaryota, Oomycota, Saprolegniomycetes, Saprolegniales, Verrucalvaceae.